AUGCCGGCGUGCCGCUGCUGCUGUGCUUUGCUGAGAGAGGAAAUGCUGGCAGCGAGGGAGCGGCCGUUCGAGGCGGUUCAGAUGAAGCUGCAGCAGAAGUAUGCGGGUGUGCCGCUGCUGCUGUGCUUCGCUGAGAGGCUCGUCAACUCCAUGUCAGGACAAAUGUCGCUAUCCACGCGCGUCAACACCGGCACCACCGUCACCUUUGACGUGCUCCUGGACCAGCCCCCCCCAGGUGCCCCCUCCCCCAGCACCAGCAGCGCCAGCAGCGGCGGCUCAGCCGGGGGCGUCGGAGCAGGAGGAGGAGGAGGAGGGGGAGGAGCAGCGGCGGUAGCGGCAGGGGGGGCGGUGCCGCGGGUGUUCCACAUAGGGUACGGGGCGAUAGGGGACGAUCAGCACGCGGAGUGUGCGGGGCUGAGGGCGAAGCUGAGGGGCAUGCGGUGUCUGGUGGUGGAUGGGCGGCCUGUGAGGCAGCAGGUGACUGCGACCUACCUGGCUCGCAUGGGGCUCCGAGUUGAUCUUUCAGACAGCGUCCCUGCUGCUGCUUUGGCUCUGAGGCACUCCCGACACCUCCCAGGCCAGGGUUUAGUGAACAGAAAGAGCCGGUGGGAUAUGGUGGUGGUGGAUGCAGAUGCGGACGGGCCAGGCACGGGGAUAGAGCUGGGGCGCAUGGUGCAGCAGCUGAAGGAGCUGAGGGAGGCGUGGGAGGCCACCCCUAUCGUGCCUAAACUGCUCCUUCUCACUCAGACCACAAAUGACGAUCUGGAGGCAGAGGCAGCGAGGCACGGAUUUUCAUGCAUCAUGCUCAAGCCUCUCAGGGCUGCCACCAUGGCCACAGCUCUCCUGCAGGCGCUCGGGCUGAACCCGCGGGAGACAACAGCGUUGGCUACCAGGCGAAGGCAGCUGCUGCUGCGGCUGUGCCUCAAGGGCAAGCGGGUGCUGGUGGUAGACCACCACUACAUCACGCGCAAGGCGGCUGCUGAGCUGGUUUCACACUUUGCUGACGUGGUCGUGGCCGUUGACAGCGCAGCAGAGGCCCUCUCGCGACUCGCUCCUCUGCCGCACUCCUUCCAGCUCAUCCUCGUUAAUAUCCGACUCGCUGACAUGCCGGGCUUUGAGUUCACAGAGGAGGUGCGGCGCCGAGAGGCGGAGCACAACAAAGCAGAGGUCCAACGGUGGGGCGCCACGUCAGCGCAGAGAAUCCGCGUGCCGAUCCUGGGGUUGGUGUCGGACAUGCACCCUGAGAUGGUGGCGCGGUGGCGGGAAGUGGGCAUGGAUGGGCUGUUGACCACCCCCAUUGACGAAGCCCAGUUGCUGACGGUUGCUUCCAGGCUGUUCAAACCAGCAGAGCAGCACUAA
Closterium sp. Yama58-4 is the source of this 1359-nucleotide messenger RNA. The record is from the annotation of a GenBank genome assembly. NCBI's taxonomy places the organism in Eukaryota, Viridiplantae, Streptophyta, Zygnematophyceae, Desmidiales, Closteriaceae.